Phalacrocorax carbo (great cormorant) is the source of this 6850-nucleotide messenger RNA. Lineage: Eukaryota; Metazoa; Chordata; Aves; Suliformes; Phalacrocoracidae. The record is from RefSeq and is a predicted model, not a curated record.
CUCUCCCGGCAUGCCCGCGCGCCGGAAGCGGCUGACGACAAUAACAAACAUCGGCGGCGGCGGCGGCGGCUGCGCCAGGGCUCCCCGUCCCCGCGCUCCCCAGCCCGCCCCGCCGGACCCGCGACACCCUCCCCGCCCGCUCGCCAGACCGCUGCCCGCCGCCUCUCCCCGCCCGGGCGCGGUGAUCGCUGAGGCGGUGCGUGUCUCCGCCAAGCCACCGGGGCCCGGCCGCGCGGGGCGGGGGGCGCCGGCCGCCGGCGCUGUCGCCGCCGCAGGAUGCGCGGUGCUGUCGCGGGACCCACGGAUCUUCUCUGGCUUUGAACAGCCAUGCUACUCUGUUGCCAAAAAACAAGUAAAGCGAAUGCUCGCAUUUAUUCUUUUGAAUUUGAAGAAGGUGGUAGCUUCGUAUAGUGCCUGGAGUUUCUAAAUGAUUUUAGCAGUGGAAGUUAAAAACUUCAGAGACCUAAAAAAAUCAUCAUGAAGCUAUAUGUAUUUCUGGUCAACACUGGAACUACCCUUACCUUUGAUACGGAACUUGCUGUACAAAAUGUGGCUGAUCUGAAACAUGCAAUUCAAACAAAGUACAAGAUUGCCAUUCAGCACCAAGUACUGGUAGUCAAUGGAGGAGAGUGUAUGGCACCAGACAGAAGAGUGUGUAGUUACAGUGCUGGAACAGAUACCAACCCAAUUUUUUUAUUCAACAAAGAAAUGAUCUUGUGUGAACGUCCACCAGCUAUCCCCAAAACCACGUUUUCAGCAGAGAAUGAGAUGGAAUUGAAAGUAGAAGAAUCUCUCAUGAUGCCUGCCGUGUUUCAUACAGUAGCAUCACGGACACAACUUGCUGUGGAAAUGUAUGAGGUUGCCAAGAAGCUUUGCUCCUUUUGUGAAGGCCUUGUACAUGAUGAACAUCUUCAGCAUCAAGGCUGGGCUGCCAUAAUGGCCAACUUGGAAGAUUGUACAUAUUCUUACCAAAAGCUACUUUUCAAGUUUGAAAAUGUAUAUUCAAGCUAUUUGCAGUCCAUAGAUGAUAUCAAGUUGAAACUUACACACUUGGGUUCUGCUGUUUCUAUCAUGGCCAAGAUACCACUGCUGGAGUGCCUAACGAGACAUAGUUACAGAGAGUGUUUAGGAAGACUGGAUUCUUCAGCUGAGCAUGGAGGGGCAGAAAGUGAAGAAACUGAGGAUGGGAAAUCUGCUGAAUUGGUGCUUUAUUCUGAUGUAUCUAAAGCGAACAAUAAAUCAAUGUUAGCCUCAUUUUGCAAGUCAGUUGAACAUUCAGCUUUGGAAAGUGCAGAUCCUGAAAACGUAAAAGAUAAGGAAUCUGGUCAAAACACUACUGUCCAGGACAGUGAGACAUCAGUAGAAUUGAAAGAUGAUGAUCAGCCUUCCUUCAAUGUGUCUUUGUUAGACUGGAUAAAUGUUCAAGAUAGACCUAAUGAUGUUGAAUCGCUGGUCAGAAAAUGUUUUGAUUCUAUGAGCAGGCUUGAUCCAAGGAUCAUCCAGCCCUUUCUGGCAGAAUGUCGACAAACUAUCGCCAAACUAGAUAAUCAGAACAUGAAGGCUAUCAAAGGCCUUGAGGAUAGGCUCUAUGCAUUGGACCAGAUGAUAGCAAGCUGCAGCAGACUGGUGAAUGAACAAAAAGAACUUGCUCAGGGAUUUUUGGCUAAUCAGAAGAGAGCUGAGAACUUGAAAGAUCCUUCUGUGCUGCCUGAUCUGUGUUUGAGUCAUGCAAAUCAGCUGAUGAUUAUGUUAACUAAUCACAGAAAACUGUUAGAUAUCAAACAGAAAUGUACAACUGCCAAACAGGAGCUUGCAAAUAAUCUGCAAGUCAGACUGAAGUGGUGUUGUUUUGUAAUGCUUCAUGCUGACCAAGAUGGAGAGAAGCUACAAGCAUUGCUUCGUCUUGUAACAGAGCUCCUAGAAAGGGUCAAGGUUGUCGAGGCUCUCAGUACUGUUCCUCAGAUGUACUGCCUAGCUGUUGUUGAGGUUGUGAGGAGAAAAAUGUUCAUAAAACACUACAGGGAGUGGGCAGGUGCUUUAAUAAAAGAUGGGAAACACCUGUAUGAAGCUGAAAAGGCAAAAAGGGAAUCUUUCGGUAAACUGUUCAGGAAGUCUUUUCUAAGAAAUCGUUUGUUUAGAGGACUUGAAUCCUGGCCUCCAUCCUUUUGUACACGAAAACCUCGCAGAUUUGACAGUGAGCUUCCAGAUAUCUCAUUAAGUGACUUGCAGUUUUUGCAGUCAUUUUGUCCUUCAGAAGUACAGCCGUUACUCAGGGUUCCCAUACUUUGUGACUUUGAACCUCUUCACCAGCAUGUACGUGCUCUACAUAACCUGGUAAAAGCAGCACAGAGUUUGGAUGAAAUGUCACAAACCAUUACAGACCUGCUGAAUGAACAAAAGGCCUCCAACAGUCAAGCAUCGCCACAAUCUGCUACUACACCAAGGAUGGAAAGUACAACAGGAACCGCAAUUGCUACCUCUUCAAGAACUCCUCCAUCACUCAGUCUUCAGGGUCCCCUGUGUCCGCCUGUGUGUCUCCCAGCUCCAUUAGAAGAACUGUCUCCAGACAGCAUUGAUGCUCAAACAUUUGAUUUUGAAACUAUUGCCCAUCCGAACCUGGAGCAAGCCCUUAAGCAAGGAUCAUUAGACUUGGAUUCAUUAGCAGAAAGUCCAGAAUCUGACUUUAUGUCAGCAGUCAAUGAAUUCGUAAUAGAAGAAAAUCCCGUAUCUCCUAAUGUAAUAAGUGAUCCACAGAGUCCAGAAAUGAUGGUGGAAUCUCUUUAUUCUUCAGUAAUCAAUGCAAUAGACAGUAGACGUAUGCAAGAUACAAGUUCUUGUGUAAAGGAUGUUUCAGUAGAAAAGGCAUCUGUCGGUGUUUGCGUGGAGAAGUGUAGGGUUAUUGCUCAAGACUCAAAGGUACAUUUAAAAGGUAUAAAAGAAGAUCUUUGCCACUUUAGAACACUUGUACAAAGAGAACAGUGUGACUUUUCUAAUUCAUUAAAAUGCACUUCAUUAGAAAUAGUAAAUACUAUUGAGAAGGUAAAACUUUCACUUGAAAAAACACUAAAAGAUAAACAUCAAAAAGAAUUACAGUCUUUGAAAAGUGAAUAUGAAACUAAAAUUAAUAAAUUAUUGGAGGAUGGUGAAGAAAAUAAAAAGAAGAUUAAAAAGCUAAAAGGUGAUUUAUUAGGCCUUGAGGAAGUUCUUCAGAAUAAGAAUGAUGAAUUUGCAAUAGUGAAAAAUGAGAAAGAAGCUGUAGUUUGCCUUCAGAAUGAAAAAGACCAGAAAUUACUUGAAUUGGAAUGCCAAAUGGAGACACAAAAUUGUGAAAUUAAGGAACUGAGACAGUCACGUGAGACAGUACUUGAAGACUUGAAAAAGCUUCAUGUUGAAAACAAGGAAAAACUACAACUCCUGAGGGCAGAACUUGAGAGUUUAGAGCAAAGCCAUUUAAAAGAACUGGAAAACAACUUACAAGCCAGGCAUUUACAAGAGUUCGAGAAGGUGCUAGCUGAGCACAAGGACUGUUUAGAUAAAUUACAAAAAGAGAACCAGCAUAGACUUGAACAAAUGCAGGAAUCUCAUGCAGUAGUUGUGCAAGAGAAACAACAACAAGUAGAAGAGUUACAACUCAAGGUUUCAGAUCUGUCUGAUUUAAGGUGCAAAUUAGAAGUUGAACUUGCCCUGAAAGAGGCAGAAACUGAUGAAAUGAAGCUUCUUUUGGAAGAAAGCAGAAACCAGCAACAAGAGGCCUUAAAAUCUCAGAUUGAUAAGGAAACUGAAAACUUAAAGAAGGAGAUAGAUAAAUUAAACAAUAAAAUACAAACUAACACUGAUGAAUAUCAAGUGGGCUUAUCGGAACUAAGGACUCUCAUGACAAUUGAGAAAGACCAGUGCAUUUCUGAGCUAAUAGAAAGAUAUGAAGAAGAAUCAAAUUUGCUUAGAACUGAACUAAAUAAAGUAACAUUUCUUCAUCAAAAAACUUCUGAGGCAGAAAAAAGACUUUCAGAGCAAAUAGCGGAACUACAAAGUAAGUUAGAGUUGGAAGCGAAUGCCCUAGAAAAGGAAAAAACAGAAAAAUUGUCUCUCUGUGAGCAGCAGGAAAAAUAUGAAGCUGUUAUCCGUAAGCUUAAGGAAGAGAAAGAACUGUUAGUAUCUAACCAAGAACAAGACAGGCAGUUGCUCAUUCAGAAGCUCAAUUGUGAAAAAGAGGAUGCAGUGCAAACUGCUUGUAAAGAGUUUGAAUUACAGAGGGAAGCUGCUGAAAAAGGGCUUUUGGAAAAAAUACAACAACUUGAGAUGCAAGUAAAUCGGAGUCCUCCCACUGAAUCAUCUGCUGAAUCAAGCUUGGUUGCUGAACUUCAGGAGAAACUUCAGGAAGAAAAAAUGAAGUUCUUAGAGCAACUUGAAGAACAAGAGAAAAGAAAGAAUGAAGAAAUGCAGAAUAUCAGAACAUCGCUCACAGCAGAACAGCAGACCAACUUUAACACUGUUCUGGCAAGAGAGAAAAUGAAAAAAGAAAACAUAAUUAAUGACCUUAGUGACAAGUUAAAAAUGCUUACACAACAGCAAGAAAAAGAUAAGGAUUUGAUUGAAACACUUUCUGAAGAUCGAGCUCGCUUACUUGAAGAGAAGAAGAAGCUUGAAGAAGAAGUUAAUAAACUGAGAAUAAGUAAUUUUUCUCCAUCAACCUACUCAGCGGCAGCUUCAGAAGCUUGUGGAGCCUGCGCAGCUGACGUUCUCACUGACACAGACAGAUUGGUUUCUGACAUUGCAGCUGAAGGGAGAAUGGACUCCACGAUGGAAACCAGUAUGAUGGCUGUGCAUGAAAAUGUCCAUAUGUCUGAAGAAAAACAGAGGAUAAUGUUGUUAGAAAGAACUUUGCAGUUGAAAGAAGAGGAAAAUAAGAGAUUAAAUCAAAGAUUGAUGUCCCAGAGCAUGUCAUCAGUAUCCUCAAGACAUUCUGAAAAAAUAGCUAUUAGAGAUUUUCAGGUUGGCGAUUUGGUUCUUAUUAUCUUGGACGAAAGGCAUGACAACUAUGUAUUGUUUACUGUCAGUCCAACCUUGUAUUUCUUGCAUUCAGAAUCUCUUGCUGCACUGGAUCUCAAACCAGGUGAGUGUGCUUCAGGUGCAUCUAGGAGACCUUGGGUUCUAGGAAAAGUGAUGGAAAAGGAAUAUUGCCAGGCAAAAAAGGCACAAAACAGAUUUAAAGUUCCGUUGGGUACAAAAUUCUACAGAGUGAAAGCAGUACCAUGGAACAAGAAAGUAUAACACAGCAAAACUUUAGUUCAUUCUGUCUCCGUUCUUUUUUUGACUUGUCCUUCAGUGCUCGUUCAUCGCUCCAAAUAGCAGGCCAUCUUUUUAUACUGAGGUCAUGUGACAAGAUACGUCAUUGAUGUACUGCUUUUACUUUUUAACAGGUCACAUUUUAGAAACAAGAAUUUCAUCAAAAACUCUGGCCCUAACCGUUCCAAUUUUUUUACCCAGAUAACUUUAGGAGUGUGGACCAAAUGAGUUCAUUUUCUCAAAGGGCAACCACAUGAAACAUGGUUUGUUAGCCAUGUUAAUUGCCUGCUAAAUAUACAUUAGCUUGUAUUUAGAUGUUAAAUGUUAGUUGCCAUUAUUACCAGCAUACGUCCUUUUGUGAGAUCAUUAUCAAAGUACUUGCACUCUUUAACAGAUUCUUUAUAUGUGUAAAAUUCAUCAACUAUUUAAAGAGGAGUGUUCAUUGCAUGCAGAUAAUCACAUAAUUUUUCUUCAACAUGAGUUUGCCUCAAUAGAUGAAUAAAAAUAACUACUGCAACUUGUUUCAUUACAUGAAAAUGCUCUUUAAUGUUAAAAACAAAACUUGUAAUUUGAUAGACUGAUUUUGAAAAUCAGUCACAGUUAGAUCUGCAAUCUUCAAAAGCACUUUCGAUGGAUUGAUCACACAGAUUCUGAAGGGAAGACACCUGUGCUGUUUGUUCAAAGUGAAGCACUUGUUCUUCCCAACAAACCAGAAAUCUUGUAUUAAUCUAUUUAGAAAAAUCAUAUUGAUGAAAUUGUAUUUCAUGGUUGAGUUUCAGGAAAAAACUCAUUGUACAUUAACCAUACAAGAGUCAUUUAAGUAACAGAUUAUUGUAAUUGUAAAAGACAUGUAGAAUUUUAAAACAAUAAAGAUUUGAAACUGUAUGUGUUUGAAGUAUUUCUGUGCCUUUAAAAUACUAUCUAUAAUAUUUAUUUCAUGUUAAUCUGUUGCAGCUUCUCUCUGAUUCCUCCAGCAGUUUCAUUACAUACAAAUACCUAAAUUUUCUACAAGAGGCACUAAUAUUCAGCAACAUUCAGGAAUUACAAGAAUUACCUUGUAACAAUAUAAAAAGAAUUUAAGUAGACAGAAAUUAAUUUUGUCAGCAAAUCAAACUGAUAAAUGAAAUUUUUCAAAAUAAUUACACUGGCUACACUUCAAAAAUGUUGUCUAAUUUAUUUUAUUUUUUUAAUAGUGUAAGAUGAUGUACUAUAAGUGUGUAGCCAAUGGAAAGUGAAAUUCUGGAUUCAGUUAUGAGCUUAUGUCUAAGACUUAAUCCAUAGAGUUAUUUAACUGUGAUUUAUCUUCAGAAGGUGUGGAGUGGAGGAAGAAAAGAGAUAAAGAAAUGGUCACAUGAAAAUGUCAAUACUUCUGCCUGUAUGUUGCAAAUAAUAUUCCUUCCGACUAACCAGUCUACUUGAACACUGAGAAACUUCGGUAUAUGCUCAUUUAAAAUUUUGUUACAUAACAAUUUUAAGUUCAGAUUUUUAUGAAAUGCAUGGGCUUGUAAUUGUAUCACACCUUUGACGAAAUAAAUCUAAGACAGCUGAUCUCUGGAAAACAGAA